Molecule: messenger RNA, 1446 nt
Organism: Pocillopora meandrina
Lineage: Eukaryota; Metazoa; Cnidaria; Anthozoa; Scleractinia; Pocilloporidae
Source: the annotation of a GenBank genome assembly
AUGCCGCCAAAGCUUAACCGUUUCAACGUUGGGCUUUAUAAUAAAAUCAAAAAACAGGAAAAAGAUGCUGCACUCCGGGAGAAUGCAAAACUUAUGAACUGUGUAGCUGAGGAAAACAGAAAAUUGAAGUCAACCCAGAUGAAGCUGAAAAGGCUUCAGGAAAAGGUUUGCAAUAAUUAUAAAAGUCACUGAUUUUCAUUUUGCAUCUUGAUUUAUCUGUUUAUUUGUUGAUUUAUAUUUGUUUAUAUUUUUGUUUAUAUUUUUGUUUAUUUUACUUUUCAUACACACCCAUAAGCUGAAAAGGCUUCAGGCAAAGGUCUGCAACCACUAUUAUUGAGUCACUGAUAUUCAUUUUGUAUCUUGAUUUAUCUGUUUAUUUAUUGAUUUAUAUCUGUUUAUAUUUUUGUUUAUUAUUUUGUUUAUUUUAAUUUUCAUGCACACCUAUAUUUGUUAGUUACAGAAAGCUGAAAAGGCUUCGGGUAAGGUUUGCAACCAUUAUAUUUAUGGAGUCACUGAUAUUUAUUUUGUAUCUUGAUUUAUCUGUUUAUUUGUUGAUUAAUUUUUGUUGGUUUGUUUUUCUAUUACUGACAUCCAUUGAAAGUUUGCUGUGAACUUUUUCUGCGAAAAUAGCUACAAAGCUCAGAUAUUUGUGUUUCUGCUCAUCAGACUGAUCUUGCAGACGCGCAUUGUCAAGAACUUUUGGCAGGGCUGAAUACACCUGGAAAAGAAAACAGUGAGGUGUGUGGGUAUUGUAUCUUUGUUUUUAUAGUAAUAUAUAGUGUAGUUUAUAUUAGGCGAAGAGCCACCUAGUGGAUGUCCUUAAUAAACCAUCAUCAUUAUUAUUAUUAUUAUUCAACUUUAAUUUUUGCACUAUCAUGAUGCUGGCAUAAUGAUCCUGCCAUUUCUUAAAAAUUGAUACAGUUUAUCCCAUUUCAGAGUGGAAAUUAUAAUUCCCUGAGGAGGCAGAUGAAUCCAACCAUACUUCAGAAUGGGAAGUCAAACCAGACUCAAAGGACAGCGGUUAAACGUCGUCAAGAGACUUUCAAUGCUGCCAUGGUCAUCCAUGGAGGAACAGAAGAAAACCCACGUCCUGCCAUUGAGGGCAUGUUUGAUACCUUGUGUAAAAGGAGUAAGCUUGAUGACAUGACCAAUCUUGUUUCAAGCAAUGCUAAGCUUCAGGCAAGGGUAGCAUCAGCCCAUUGCUCUCGUGAAAUAAGAUCAUUUGAAACUUCAGAUGAAAAUGUUCUUCGAAGUGUUGCCGCAUAUUAUAGUGGGGGAGUGAUGGGAAAGAGAAAGUAUAAGUCAGUUAGACUUGUUUUGGCAACAAAGGCUAGUACAAAAAAGCGAGGGGGUAGAGAAGCAUUGUGCUUUAUGCAAAAAAGCCGAAUUCCCAAACUAUUACCAGAAGAUAAGUUGGUGAGUUAUACAGGGGUGGAUUUAGACUAG